Hippopotamus amphibius kiboko is the source of this 1338-nucleotide messenger RNA. RefSeq names its product phosphoglycerate mutase 1-like. NCBI's taxonomy places the organism in Eukaryota, Metazoa, Chordata, Mammalia, Artiodactyla, Hippopotamidae. The coding region runs from base 24 to 788 and encodes 254 amino acids. The record is from RefSeq and is a predicted model, not a curated record. The transcript has a single exon. Gene Ontology annotation, biological process: glycolytic process. Gene Ontology annotation, molecular function: intramolecular phosphotransferase activity.
GCGCCGCAUCCCGAGCCGCCGCCAUGGCCGCCUACAAGCUGGUGCUGAUUCGGCAUGGCGAGAGCGCGUGGAACCUGGAGAACCGCUUCAGCGGCUGGUACGACGCCGACCUGAGUCCGGCCGGGCACGUGGAGGCGAAGCGCGGCGGGCAGGCGCUGCGAGAUGCUGGCUAUGAGUUUGACAUCUGCUUCACCUCAGUGCAGAAGAGAGCAAUUCGGACCCUCUGGACAGUGCUGGAUUCCAUUGACCAAAUGUGGCUGCCAGUGGUGAGGACUUGGCGCCUUAAUGAGCGACACUAUGGGGGCCUGACUGGCCUCAAUAAGGCAGAAACUGCUGCCAAGCAUGGUGAGGCCCAGGUAAAGAUCUGGAGGCGCUCCUAUGAUGUCCCACCACCUCCAAUGGAGCCUGACCAUCCCUUCUACAGCAACAUCAGUAAGGAUCGUAGGUAUGCAGACCUCACUGAAGAUCAGCUGCCCUCCUGUGAGAGUCUGAAAGACACUAUUGCCAGAGCUCUGCCCUUUUGGAAUGAAGAAAUAGUUCCCCAGAUCAAGGAGGGGAAACGAGUACUGAUUGCAGCCCAUGGCAACAGCCUUCGGGGCAUCGUGAAGCAUCUGGAGGGUCUUUCCGAAGAGGCUAUCAUGGAGCUGAACCUGCCAACUGGCAUUCCCAUUGUCUAUGAAUUGGACAAGAACUUGAAGCCCAUCAAGCCCAUGCAGUUCCUGGGGGAUGAAGAGACCGUGCGUAAAGCCAUGGAGGCUGUGGCUGCCCAGGGCAAGGCGAAGAAGUGAGGGCAAGCAGCAGAUUACUUUCCCAAGGAUUACCCUUCCCGCCAAGUCCAUCCCAUUCCUUUGCACCUCUCCCCUGCACAUGUCACACUGACAUCUGUAGGCUUCUUUAAGUUGUAGCUGCAGAUGGGAACCAGCGGCUCCCAAUUUCAUUUUACCCAUUUAUCUCUUGCACCCACUCCCUUCAUACAGUCUAGUCAGAAUGGCACCUCUGGGGCAUGGUCCUCAGUCCAAGCCAAGGGAAGACUUAUCCAAGAGCGCUGACAGGUAGUAACUGGGGGGUUUAUCACUAAGGACCUGCUUGAGUAGGGGAUGGAGGGAAUCAUGCUAAGGCGUGACCAGUGAGGAGAAGCAAGAGAGGCUGUUUGUGUUCCCAGAGGCCAGCUGGGCACUGUUCUGUUCAGGUGACUGGGGGCUCUAGUCAUUCCAAUGGAAGAUGAAUGUAACCUGCAUGGUGAUUCAAUCAAACAUUUCCUCCCUGACUCCAAAAGAUUGGGAUCAAUCCUGAAUGUUUAUGUGUUACAUUUACUUUUGCAAAAAAAAAUUUAUAUAU